AUGGGCAGCCCCCUUGCUGGUUCCUACGGCCUCGACGCCAUGGCCGAGGCCCGCCAGGCAGCGACCUUCCGCUUAGACCUGGACCAGGGGAGUCCCGGGCGGAGGUGGUGGAAUCCAGCCUUGAAGGAGGUCAGCUGUGCGGGGCUGCGCUCCUGGAGGCGGAGCCUGGCUCAGUGCAGGGAAGACGUCUUAUCUGGAGCUUGCCCGGCUGGCCCGUCCAGCGGCCUCUUCCUCUUGGCUGCCAUCCAGGGCUCACGGUUCAUGCAGCUGGACCCCUCUUUGGGGCUGGUGGACUGGAUCAAGGCCAGCCUCCCAGACUGGGGUGCGCGCUGGCUCCCAGGCUUCCAAGGGGCUCUGGCGGCCACCAUCUUCGCCGGGGGCCUCUGGAUGGCCCUACUGCUGACCCUGCAUGUAGUACUGCGGCUCCUCCUACGCUACCAGGGCUGGUUGAGCGAGCCUCGUGGGAACCUGUCCUUGCCCACACGCUCCUGGCUGGCCCUGGUCAGGAUCUUCUCCGGCCGUCGCCCGACACUCUAUACAUACCAGCGCUCCCUGCCUUGCCUACCCCUGCCCUCUGCAGCAGGCACUGUGGCCAAGUACUUGGAGUCUGUGCAACCACUGCUGUCAGAUGAAGAUUUCCAGGUCCUGAGCAGCCAGGCCCAGACGUUCCUACACACAGAGGCCCCCCGGCUACAAAUUCUUCUGGGCCUCAAGGCCUGGUGGGCAGCCAACUAUGUGAGUGACUGGUGGGGAGAAUAUGUCUACCUACGGUCCCGAAGCCCUCUACUGGGCAACAGCAACUUCUAUAUCCUGGAUUUCUUGUCCGCGGCCCCCACUCCUCUGCAGGCUGCAAGAGCCGGGAACGCUGUGUACGCCAUGAUGAGAUUCCGGGAGCAGCUUGGCCGCGGGAAUAUCGAGCCUACAACGCUGCUGGGGAUGCGUCCGCUGUGUUCGGCCCAGUACCGGCACAUGUUCAACACAACUCGGAUCCCUGGGGUCUCUGGAGACCAGCUGUAUCACGUCAGAAAUAGCUGCAGCCGUCACGUGGUUGUCUUGCACCGGGGCCGCUUCUUCCGCUUGUGGACCCAUGGGGGUCCUGGGGGCCGCCUGCUGAGCCCCCGGGUACUGGAGCAGCAGCUUCAGCACAUCCUGGAUGACCCAGCCCCAGCCCGGCCCUUAGAGGAGCACCUGGCCACCCUGACAGCUGCCCCCAGGGCCCUGUGGGCUCAGGCUCGGGCCUCCCUGCAGGCAGGGGACAGGAGCACACAGUCCAUCCUGGAGGUGGUGGAAAGUGCUGCCUUCUUUGUUUGCCUGGAGGAGACCCCGGGACCCUCAAAUGCAUCCCCCGAGGCACUGCUAGAUGAGCUAGCACGGUCCUUGCUGGUGGGAACUGGCCACAGCAGGUGGUUGGACAAGUCUCUGAAUCUCGUGGUCUUUGCCAGUGGACGCAUGGGGCUGAACGUGGAGCAUUCCUGGGCUGACACCCCGGUUCCUUCGCACAUGUGGGAGUCUGUACUGGCUGCUGAGUGCUUUGAACUCGGCUACUCAGCUGAUGGGCAUUGCAGAGGGACCCCCAACCCCACAGAGGGACCACCCGAGCGGCUUCUGUGGACAGUGCCUGAGGAGGUGGCCGACUCAAUCCCCCUGGCUCUGCGGGAGGCCCAGGCCUUGGCUAGAGACACUGAGUGCCACAUCCUCCCAUUUACCCACUUUGGGAAAGGAUUUACCCGGCGCUGUCGUACCCCGGGAAGCAGCUUUGUACAGCUGGCCCUGCAGUUGGCCAGAUUUCGGGACCAAGGCAGCUUCUGUCUGACCUAUGAGGCGUGCGUGACGAGAUCGUUUUAUGAGGGCCGCACAGAGACUGUGCGGCCGUGCACGGUGGAAGCCUGUGCCUUUGUCAGAGCCAUGGAGGACCCGAGGCUGACGGAUGUCCAGCGCCUAGCUCUCUACCGAGUGGCAGCGGAGAAGCACUGGGCGCUGUGUCGGGCAGCCCUGACUGGUGAGGGCGUUGAUCGGCACCUCUUCUGCCUCUACCUCGUCUCUCAGCUUCUCCAUCUCCCAUCCCCAUUCUUGACCCAGGUUCGGGCAGAGCGAUGGAAACUCUCCACCAGCCAGAGCCCGACACAGCAGCCACAACUGUUUGAUCCAGCUGGUCAUCCAGAUUAUGUUUGCUGCGGGGGUGGUUUUGGGCCUGCAGAUGACGAUGGCUAUGGUGUGUCUUACAUCUUCAUGGGGGAGAGCACGGUCACCUUCCACAUCUCCUGCAGGGUCUCCAGCCCUGACACGGAUUCCCGGCGGUUUGGGCAGCACAUCCAGGAUGCAAUGCUUGAUGUGGCUGCACUGUUUGGCCUAGGCAUUGGGCCCAGCACAAGGGCCCAGCCAGGUGAGGUGACCAGGGAGGACAAGAACUCUGUGAGAGCCCCCCAAGGGCCUGAGCAGGCACCCUCAGCUCACAGAGAUCCAGAGCACUGAGGGAGCUGUUCUCACUUGUGGGGGCUGGACAGAUAGGUUCUUGGUGGUCCCGAAGAAGACUGAGGAGCAAAGCUGGCAUCAUGGCAUCUGGAAUAAUGGCCCAGCCUCACCUGCUAUCAGCUCAU
Molecule: messenger RNA, 2597 nt
Organism: Trichosurus vulpecula (common brushtail)
Lineage: Eukaryota; Metazoa; Chordata; Mammalia; Diprotodontia; Phalangeridae
Gene: CPT1C
Product: carnitine palmitoyltransferase 1C
Exons: 19
Coding region: 1-2472 (823 amino acids)
Biological process (GO): carnitine metabolic process; fatty acid metabolic process
Cellular component (GO): mitochondrion
Molecular function (GO): carnitine O-palmitoyltransferase activity
Source: RefSeq, a predicted model, not a curated record